This is a messenger RNA of Ceraceosorus guamensis, 3846 nucleotides long. RefSeq lists its product as hypothetical. The coding region runs from base 1 to 3846 and encodes 1281 amino acids. The record is from RefSeq and is a predicted model, not a curated record. The transcript has 2 exons. Lineage: Eukaryota; Fungi; Basidiomycota; Exobasidiomycetes; Ceraceosorales; Ceraceosoraceae. Gene Ontology annotation, biological process: positive regulation of G2/M transition of mitotic cell cycle; establishment of cell polarity. Gene Ontology annotation, cellular component: cytoplasm; cell septum.
AUGCAAAAGAUCACUGACUCUGAGUUUCAGCGCGAGGUGGAAGCCCUCAAGUCGCACCGGCGCAUCUCGGUCAAUCGACCUCUGCUCGACCCGGACCUGCCAGACUUGGCCGCUGCAUACGGGGGCGGCCGAGAAAUCUUGGGCCCCGACGCAUCCAGAGCAGGUGUCAGCCUUUCCGAUGACGGUCCCUCCUCAAGCGCGGGAGGCAGGACACCCUCCACUCGCAGUAAUGAGCGGCAGGCAUUCACUGCACGGCGUCGAGGGACAGGAGCAUCGUCCAUAGACACAUCUUCGUCCAAUAGUCAACGAGGAGCAGCUCGAAGCCCCAUCACGUCGGAUGACGACGUACCUCUCACAGCGCCGAUGGACCCCAGUCACCUAUUCUGGGUACCUGCUUCGAUGCACCCCGAGAUAUCUCCCACCGAUUUUCGCAAAUUCCUCCACGAACAUGCCUCGAGGGCAGUUCGUGAAGGGGACACUCCUUCAGAAUCCCCUUCCAGUCCCAGCAGCUCCAGCAGCUCCUCUUUGGGGCUCAGUUCGGGGAGCACCGGGACUCCACAGGCGUCGUACCCUUUCGCUUCUCGUGCGAGCUCAAUUGGAGGGGGUCUUGGGGGCCCUUCUUCUCCUGGAUCCCCAAUCGAUUUGGUCAGUCGUAGUACUUCUAUAGCUCGAAGAGGAAGCACACUUCGGCGACAGUAUCGCCCAGAAAGCGAUACUGACGACGGCAGUGAUGGUAGGCGGACGCCUGAAGACGUCGGAGGAUUGCAGCGGGGAGGGCUUCGCGGCUCACUGGCUCGUCGUGCCGGCUCGACACGACAGGCAGGACCUGCUUUGUCCAUCGAGGACUUACAGAAGCUGGAGCUACUCGCGGAGGAAGCCAGCAAGAGCGAAGAUCCGGCUCAGCUCAGGAGUGUUCUGCGGAGAACGAUGAGUCUAAGCAUGCCAGGCGCAGCUCUCGACCAGGUUGACGCCGUACCAGCCGAUGGCGAGGAUGCGCCUCUGAUUGUUCCACGGCCAGGCCAGAUCCUUCGCAGAGCGGCUAGGACCAAGAUCCGAAAAUCCUCCAUUUCGGAAUCGCGGCAAGCUAGAAGAAGGGGCCCAGGCAGCGGAGGCGCAAACGGAGACUCGGGCUCGGAAUCGGGAUCAGCUGGUGGAAGAAUGGACAUGGCUUCAGUGGCUUUGGAAGCAAUGAGACGUCGAGAAAGCGACCAGUCUGGGUCUGGUCUAUCGUCGGGAGAGGAAGAUGUAGCUGGCGGCUCUUCGCGCCCAGUCUCGGACGAAGCUACUGCAUCGAUUGUCGACGCGUACUCGCGCGACUCUUACAUAUCAGAUGGCAGCCAAAGGACCAGCCUCACUAGCCUCACGGAUAGCGUUCCAGAUUCUGCAGAUGGCCAUGGCGACACCACCCUUUUGGCGGACAAGAGGGCGCAAAACCGCAGCGUCGGCAGUAGCGACUCUCCGCCCCUCACCCCAACCCAGUCCUCGCAAUCAGCAGGCUACUUUGACAUCAGUCGAGAGGCUUCAACAGCUACCUCCGACAGGCUUGGGCCUGCAUCCCAAGCGGUGUCGAGCGGCCAACGCAUCAUCAACGAUUCGCCAUUGCAGUCUCCUGACAAUGAGCUCGGUUCAAAUGGUGCCGUCAAGCGACCAAUUCCCAUCUCCCAUGUCCCUCCCGUACCUGGAUUCGAGAAGGCGCGACCGAUGCAGCCGCCUUUACACGCUGCUACUGCGCCUCCCGGCACCGGCGGCCUGCAUCGUCUUCCCCAAGCUAAGGAACAGGUACACAACCCAAGCCAGCAUCAAGCUGAGCUCCGAAAUCAGCCCCCGCUGGUGAUGCCGUCACAGCAACACUCAGUACCUCCAGCUUCGAGCCGAAGCCAUGCCGCCGGACCGUCACAAUUCCCGGUACCCACCAAAUCUGCAGAAAGUCCCGCUCACCGGCAUGGCAAGGAAAAGAAGGGGGGUUUUGCAUCUUGGUUUGGCAUUGGCAAGGAGGAGGAUGAGACCGAAAAGCAAGCCAAAGCACGCAGGAAGGCGCAGGAGAAGGAGCGAAAGGAGCGCGAAGCUCACGAGGCGGAGCGGCAAGAGCGCGAGAGGGAGGUUAGCAAAGAGAAGGAUACUUCCAGCUUCCUCGGAGCUUUGUUUGGAAGCAAGAAGAGAGGCGGUGAUGACCACCAUCAUCAUCAGCCGGCGCACUUCCGGAAUGACGGGCAAAUCACUGCCGGAAGCCUGUUGGAUCGCAAUCGUCCCGGAGCUCCCGUGCACUACUAUCGCUAUCCCAUUCAUAUCGAACGAGCCGUUUACCGACUCAGUCACAUCAAGCUUGCUAAUCCUCGCCGGCCACUCUACGAGCAGGUCCUGAUCUCGAAUCUCAUGUUCUGGUAUCUAUCUGUGAUCAACCGCUCACAGCAGCAGCAGCAACAGCAACAACAACAACAACAGCAGCAGCAGCAGCAGCAGCAGCAGCAGCAGCAGCAACAGCAAACGCCCCAGCAGCAACAGUCGCCCACAGGGACAGACGGCCAAACACCAGCAGCAACAUCGGUACCCCAGCAGCCUAUUCAGAACUCUGAUGGCACAGGAGCAGCGCCGCACCAUGGACAUGCAAGCCGCGGCCCAACUCUCGUCGACUCGAAUGUUCCGGAAUCCGGCACGCCCACGCCCACUGCGGAGGUCCCGAAUCCUGCCUCUCCCGCGCCAAAGGCGAAGAGAACUGGACUCGUCAAGCCCAAUCGCGCUCCGCCGGGGAGCAGGUCUGCUGAAAUGGCAAUUCCGGCCGCAGGCUACGGUGCCCAGCACCGGCAGAUCGAUAGUGACAUGGCGAAGCAACAGGGAACAAAUAGAACAGGCUCCGGCCAAGCAAAUGGAGGAUCUGCACAGACAGGACCAGGUCCCUCGAGUGGCCAAUUGGCUCCAGGGCCUCCAGCUAUGGCGCCUUCGAUCUCAGUGGGACAAGUAGUAGAUCCGCGCUCGCUAGGAGCUCAUUCGGGCUACCACGUACCCCCUCCUGCGCAGGGCACCCCAGGUACGGGACGCCUGCCGCCCGGAGCUGCACCGCCCGGCUCUACAUCCGGUCGCGGCACGUCUACAGUCCACCAAGGAUCAGCGUCAAUGGCUAGCGGGCCCUCGACCAGUCCGACACUCAACCCAGAGCGUGUGAGAGGAAAGCAAUCCCCGUCGAGCGGCCCAUUCGCUUCCGAUGCACGCUCAGGAAGCUCGGGGGCAUGGCUCGCUAGUGGCGGCGAGCCACGUCGAAGAGGUCCGAGUCCGGUCGGAGACGAGCAAGCCUGGCUAGGUGGUGGUGGACCAGGUGCAAGCGAUCCCUCAAAUUCAGCGAGUAGGCCUCGCUCCAAGUCGCCACAGCCAGAUCGAACCAGCGACCCUGUCCUUCAGUCUUGGCGAUCCCAGGAGCAUGACUGGGAGGACAACAAUUCAAAUCGCCAGCGGGCCAGCGAGCCGCGAGAUGUUGGUUCAGAUUACAAUGGCACGGGGCACCGACAUGAUGCGCGAAGUCUCGAUGCUGGGGAUGGACGAGUACGAAAGAUCAGCUCUGGUGCAGAUGGUCGACCCUUCCCGGGAAGCAGGCAGCCCAGCUCCCGACCGGCGACGAGCGGUAGCGACAAUUCAAGCUACACCAGCGCGCAGUCGGGAAGGUCUAGCCCCAAUCAGCCUAUCGUGUCGAUGGAAGGAGCUAAUCCCAGGAGUAGGACGAGCGGAGGACCCCGAGGCAUGGCGCCCAUCAACUCUGCUUCUGCUCAUUCGCAGAGUAGCGGGCCAGCAGUGGUGCUGCCUGGCGGCAGCGCCAUGCUUGAAGCGGCACGGACAAGUCAAUCGCGAAGGCGGUGA